Artibeus jamaicensis (Jamaican fruit-eating bat) is the source of this 9069-nucleotide messenger RNA. RefSeq names its product FHF complex subunit HOOK interacting protein 1A (gene FHIP1A). Lineage: Eukaryota; Metazoa; Chordata; Mammalia; Chiroptera; Phyllostomidae. Bases 480 to 3617 code for a protein of 1045 amino acids. The transcript is spliced from 14 exons. The record is from RefSeq and is a predicted model, not a curated record.
CAAACUUUCUGGAUUGUCCCAGGACAUUUGUGGGGCAAGUCCCACACCACGCGGGUAAGAGGAGCCACAGCCAGGGAGACAGCUGCUGCCCUAACCAAAGACAGUGGCCAUAGGGACUGGUGGGAAGUAGGAUGAUGGCGUGUGCGUGAGAUCCUGGUGGCUUGGAAGAUGCUCCUACUAUCCUUGAAAUAGAAAGAAAACCCCCAACAAAAUCCAUAUCUCCCAUAUCAUGAUUCUGAAAGUCUUGGAGUUCCUAGCAGUGCCAAGUGCUGGAGACGUUUUUUCUGCUCCUCCAAUAGAGUGAAGUGAAAGCAAGGACAACCCAGCAGGAGGUUGAAGAACGCAGUCACAGGUUUUGGAAGGUGACGAUGAAGUGCGAAGAAGUUACAUUUCUAAUGUGAUACUUGAAAGUUAGUGACUGCUUACAAAAUUUUCGUGAAAAUUAAAUAUGACUUAAAAGCAUUGAUUUAUGAAGUUUUAUGAUGUCAUCGGUUGCAACUGAAAGCAAACUCCAACAGGCUGUGAGCCUGCAGGGUGUCGACCCGGAAACAUGCAUGAUUGUAUUUAAGAACCACUGGGCGCAGGUUGUGAAGAUCUUAGAGAAGCAUGACCCCUUGAAGAACACCCAGGCAAAAUAUGGAUCCAUCCCUCCAGAUGAGGCCAGCGCUGUGCAGAAUUAUGUAGAACACAUGCUCUUCUUGCUGAUUGAAGAGCAAGCCAGGGAUGCCGCAAUGGGGCCAAUUCUGGAAUUUGUGGUCUCUGAGAACAUUAUGGAGAAACUCUUCCUUUGGAGCUUGAGGCGGGAAUUUACUGACGACACUAAAAUGGAACAGCUGAAGAUGUACGAGAUGCUGGUCACCCAGUCGCACCAGCCGCUGCUGCACCACAAGCCCAUUCUGAAGCCCCUGAUGAUGUUGCUGAGCUCUUGUUCGGGAACGGCCACCCCUGCUGUGGAGGAGAAGCUGGUUGUCCUGCUCAAUCAGCUCUGCUCCAUUCUUGCCAAAGAUCCAUCCAUUCUGGAGCUCUUCUUCCACACGAGUGAGGACCAGGGGGCGGCCAACUUCCUCAUCUUCUCCCUCCUGAUUCCCUUCAUUCACCGAGAGGGGGCAGUGGGUCAGCAGGCCCGGGAUGCUUUGCUUUUCAUCAUGUCUCUCUCUGCUGAGAACAGCAUGGUGGCCCGUCACAUCGUGGAGAACACGUACUUUUGUCCAGUGCUUGCCACGGGGCUCAGUGGUCUCUACUCUUCCCUACCUACAAAGCUGGAAGAGAAAGGCGAGGAGUGGCACUGCCUUCUCAGAGACGACUGGCUCCUCCUCCCUUCCCUCGUGCAGUUCAUGAACUCCCUGGAGUUCUGCAAUGCCGUCAUCCAGGUGGCUCAUCCCUCGAUUCGUAAUCAGCUUGUAAGUUAUAUUUACAAUGGGUUCCUGGUACCAGUCUUGGCUCCUGCUCUCCAUAAGGUGACUGUGGAGGAAGUCAUGACCACGACUGCGUAUUUGGACCUCUUUCUGCGCAGCAUCUCCGAGCCGGCGCUGCUUGAGAUCUUCCUCCGCUUUAUCCUGCUGCACCAGCACGAGAACGUCCACAUCCUGGACACUCUCACCAGUCGGAUCAACACCCCCUUUCGACUCUGUGUGGUGUCCCUGGCCUUAUUUAGAACCCUCAUCGGUUUGCACUGUGAAGAUGUGAUGUUACAACUGGUUCUGAGGUAUCUGGUCCCCUGCAAUCACAUGAUGCUGAGUCAGAGGUGGGCUGUGAAGGAGCGAGACUGUUACUCCGUCUCUGCGGCCAAGCUGCUUGCCCUGACCCCGGUCUGCUGCUCCAGCGGGAUCACCCUGACGCUCGGGAACCAAGAGAGGGACUAUAUUCUCUGGUCGAAGUGUGCACACAGUAGUUCAGGGCCCCUGGAGCAGCUGUGCCCUGAAGCAUCCCCGCCGUCGGCCUGCAUCGUGGAGUGCGGCAAAGCCCUGGACAUCAGCUACCUGCAGUACCUCUGGGAGGCCCACGCCAACAUUCUCCAGUGCAUGCGGGACUGCCGUGCCUGGUCCGCACUCUACGACGGGGACUCACCUGACGCGGAGACGUUCCUGCAGACUCUGACAGAGGACAGCGCUCCCGGCCCCACCUCCCCCGAGUGCAGGCUCCCGCAGCAGCCGCCCCGGAGGACGGGGCCCAUGCUGGAGGCUCCGAGGAGGGACAAGAGCCAGACGGACCUGGAGUGGGACGACAGCUACGACACUGGGAUCUCCUCCGGGGCGGACGCGGGCUCUCCGGGGCCCUACGACGAUCUGGAGGGCUCUGGCCAGCCGAUGCCGAUGGAGCCCCCCAAGCACAUCCAGGAGAUGAAGAAGAACGCCAUCCUCCGCUUCAAAGGGACCUACAUCGAAGAGUCAGACUUUCAGGACGACGUGAUGGUGUACCGGCUGUGUGCGGAGAAGGACUCGGAGGACGCCACAAGUUCACAGGAGGAACCUUCGAGGCCCCCGGCCCGAGGCCAGGCCGAGGUUCAGAGCCCCCCACUGAACAACGGCCCCCUGCCCAGCCCUCAGCCAGAAUCAGAUUCAGAGGAGGAACCCAGCAGGGACAGCGCAGACAUGUUUCCCAACGUGUCCCAGGAACCGCAGCAGGAGCGGGACCCUGAAGGAGCCCCAGAACCACCGGCAGAGCCAGCACCCCCUAUGUCUGAGGCAGGGCACAGUUCGGACCUGAUGAUGACGGACCCCGAGGGUGAAGACUUCAUUGCCCAGUAUGACCAAAUCAUUAAGGAACUGGAUUCCAGCACCGAGGGCUUGAUGGGACAGAACUUCUCCUCCCCUGAUCCCUCGCUCCUCACAAAUGAGCAAGAGGGGAAGGAAGACAGCAGAGGCGAACAGGAGGAGGAGGAGGAGGGAAAGAGGGAACUGGAAGAGGAGGAGGAGGAGGACGACUUCGACUCUUUUAUAGCGGACGCCCCUGCCACAGAGGCCGUGCCGUCCCCAUUCGGGGUGAGAGAGGAGACUGCCUGUGCCGGUCACCGUCCCGCGAGGACUCAGAGCAUCCCGUUCACAGGCCCCUUCAUCAGUGUGGUGCUGUCCAAGCUGGAGAACAUGCUGGAGAACUCUUUGCACGUGAACUUGCUGCUCAUCGGGAUCAUCACGCAGCUGGCCAGCUACCCCCAGCCCCUGCUGCGCUCCUUCCUGCUCAACACCAACAUGGUCUUCCAGCCCAGUGUCCGCUCUCUGUAUCAGGUCCUAGCGUCUGUGAAAAACAAGAUUGAACAGUUUGCUUCUGUGGAGAGAGACUUCCCAGGACUCCUCAUACAAGCCCAGAAAUACCUGCUCUUCCGAGUGGACAUGUCCGAUGUGACACCAGAGUCACUCACCAAAGAUCCCACUCAGGAUGCCUCCAGGACAGGAACCGGCAAGAGCCUUUUGGAUGGUCCACCAAGAGUGCUUCAGCCCUUCCUGACCAACAGAGCCAAGGCGGCCGGGGUGCCGCCCAGCCUGCCCCUGCCGGUGAGGAACGCCAUGCUGGCCGCUGCCCUCUUCCCGGAGUUCCUGAAGGAACUGGCCGCCCUGGCCCAAGAACACUCCAUUCUCUGCUGCCAGAUCCUGGGGGACUUCGAGGACUCCUAUUGUUAGCAUUUUCGUUUUUUAAAUAGAGGGUUUUUUUUUAAGGUUUAGUGUCUUGACUGAAUGUUAAAUGCAAAGCUGCUUACAAAAAUUUCUACUUUGAUAUUUCCUGACAAUACUUGAUUUUUGGGAGGGGAAUUUUCUCUACAUCUCCUCUCUCUCUAGCUGGGUCUUCCCACCCUACGAUAUGUAGAAUCGUGUAAGUCUCAUAAGCUGGUUGCUCCUUUGGCAGGUUUUCUUUGCCCCAAUCUUUCCUCUUCAGAUUUUGGGUUGUUAUUCUCCCAUCCCUUUGAGUCAACUCUUCUUGCAGCGUAGAUCAAACCAAGCAAAUAGGGGGGUUUCUGGAAGUACCCCAUGUCAGAAUGUCGGCUCUUCAAUGAACAGCACAUGAGGAAAGCCGUUCCUAUCGCCCCGUGUUUUGGAUUCCGUUCCGUAACAGGGAAGAGCAGCGAUGGAGCUUCCGCUGCCUCCACCACGUAAGCGGGUAUCAUGUGACCCUUUGCAUUUUACAUCCAAGACUCGUGUUCUGCCCAACAUGGACUGCCCCAUGGUGCAGGCAAGCCUGCUGGUCGCGGCUGUCCGCCUGGGAAGUCAGAUGUGGUUGGAGAGAAUGUGCAAUGCUGGGAAGUUUUCUUGUUUCCGGAGAGAUUACUUUAUUCACUGAGCACUACCUAAAUACUGAAAGUAGCCUUAUCAUACUAAGAUUUGCACAAAAUGAAACAUACCUAUGCAAGCUGUUUCUUUGAUGUUUAGGAGCUUGCUUGGAAGAAAGCAUGCUCUCAUAUAUAAGAUGGGCAUCAUUAUUUCUAAAGUGUUUUAUGAAAAACAUUAAUUUGGGAAGCUGUUUCAUAUAGUAUUUUUUUUUUUUGGUGGUGAGAGACUAUGGAGGGGAAAGGAUAAAGGUAAACUAAAUGCAGCCUCUAAAAUCACUGGUAAUUACUUUAAACUGUGUUUGCUUUUCCUAACAAGUUGCACUUUGUAGGUAAGCAGGAACUGGAUGGCCGCUCUGGAAACUGGGAUGUAAAUGCAAAUGGGUUGCAGGGACCCCUGCAAAGCCAAGUGCCUGCUGCUGGUGACGGGCUCCACAGAGAGCCACCACCACCUCAGCCUUCUGAGCGACGGGCUUCAGCAGAAGGCCCCGGGGUGGGGUCUUAGUGCCUCUCUGCUGCUUUUCAGCCCAGCCACUCCAGUUACACUCAGAACCACAGUCUCCUAAGCCUCCACCAAAGGGGGAAACACGAAAUAACUGUGGGUUGAAAAGGAGACUAAACAACUGGUAUUUAUGGAUAUUCAGUUCUCCUCCCCUCUCCUCUGGGCAGGUGAGAAGCAGUACAAGAGGGAGUGGAGGACACAAUUACUUCUGAGACUGUGCCGAGCACAGGCUGCCCUGCACCGUCCAAGGGCCUUGCAGCAGUUUUGUAUUGAGAGCGCACCGGCCCGUGGAAUGAUGACCCGGGGAGAUCUGGCUUAGGCCGGGUGGCUCUUAGGGGCCAACCUCGCAGUGUUUCCGAGUCUAAGCAAGAAACCAAAGAUGCCAAUUUACUGUACAUUUCUGAGUCCAAAUUUGUCUGCCUUGAGGAGUGGUUUGCCAGCUGUGCUGCAGCGGUCAGAAUGCAUGCGGCCCUGCAGACUGGCCUGUCCCCUGCACCCUCUUGUGUCUGUAUGAUCACCAAGUCUCUGCUGGGAAAGGCGGCGGCAUAAGGGAGGGAGAAGAGUGGGACAGAAAAAUGGAGUUUAAGCUGUGAGUUAUUACUAUCCUCUCCCUUUGAUUUGCACAAGUAUUUAUCUUCCAGUUUGGACUUGCCAGGUAUAGGGGAUGCUAAAGUGGCAUCUGCAAACUGUAUUCUUUAAGCUUUUAGGUUUGAUUUACAGUUCUUUCCAUUAUCUGGUGAUAGUGUGGAUUCUUUCUCAGGAGUCCGUAUCGCUUUGUUACAGAACCCACCAACCCCUUUGCAGGAUGUGCCUUCUGGGAAAGGGAUUGAUCUUGUGCCUCUUAGUAUUUUUUUAAAAAUAAGUACUGAAUAGACUGACCUUUCCGGAGACACAGCUGACCAGGGUCUGGGGUGAGACAGGAAGAGGAAUUCCCAUGCUGGGGUGCUGGCAGCAAGCUCCAUGGACACCCCUCUAUCUGAAACUGGACACUGGUCCGCUGCAGCCCUCCCCCAGGGCGCUGAAUCCAGGGCUUUUCAACAUGUAUUCAGGAAGUCACCCUGGAAGUGCAUAGAAAACCGGGAAACCCCGUUGGCUGAGGGGAGCAACCAGGUGGGUCAGGUAAGGGUGUUUAGGGAAUGGUGUGGAUGAGCCGGGGGCGGGGGGAAGCAGUGGCGCUCCAAGGCUCUAACCAGGAGCAACUCAGGUCCUGGGGGGUGUGAGGAGUGAACACUGUCUGGGUAGAUGGGGGGAUACCGUACAGCAGGUGGAUGAUUGGGUGGGGGAGACUCCUGGUAAUGGAGUAGAAUAUUCAUUAUACAGUAGGUACGACCUUUAGAAAUAUCUUUUCUGUAAUGAGUUUGGGGAAAAAAAAUUGAAGGAUACCUGGCAUGCUUUAAGAUGUGGCCCAAGAGUAGAGACACCUCUCUGUGGGUUCAGGCCCGCAUGUCAAAACACUGUGCUUCUGGUGGCAGACAGCGGGUGGAGCCUCCGUCGUCCCCCGGUCGGCGUCACCGUGUCCAGCCUGACGGUCCCAGGCAGUGAAGGUGAGUCCAGGGCUCCUGGAACGUUACAUUACCCUCACUUCAUAAUUCAGGGUCUGAGAUUAAGUUCGGAUGGAAUGAAUUUCGUGGUAUAAAGUAUAUUAGACCACUGGGAUAUUUAAAAUUGAUUUUUGGAAAUGGUCUUAAGUCUUUCAACAAAGAAUUUCAGGUUUAGUCUAAAAUAUCAUUUCAGGAGUAUAAAUCACAAUUUCUUGGCCAUGACGGGAUGCGGAGUUAUCAGAGGUGGGAUUUUCUUUAGCAGCGGAUGCUUUCUUUUCCUGGUAUUUAGAGGGAUUAUGACAUUGUCCCCAUUUUUCUUAGUAUCCCAGGGGUGGACAAAUGUGAGUUUAUAGUUGUAGUUCCAAUGAAUAAUAAUAAAACAAGGGGAAAAAACGUGUUUCAUGCACUCACAACUGUAAACCCACUUCUGCCCUCCCCUGUGUUUUGGAAACUACUUUGAUGUUCUGGGCUGGGAAUUCCUGUCUCUGUCACCUGCAGGGAGGAUGCGUUCGGUUCUUUCACGGGGCCUCAGGCGUACCUCUUCCUUCGCAGUGGCUUUCAUUGUGGUCAGGUGUAGCUGUCUGGGGAGCCCCCUAUUAGCAGCAGACCCUGGAAACGGUAUGUGAGUAUCUGGCUUCCUGUGGUGCUCAGGCUGAAAUCUGUGGUGGGUGUCUCUGCAUCAGCUCAGCAGGCACGUGGGCAAGCUUCCAGCUCCAUGUGGCGGUUAGGGGUUGCAUCCCAAGUCUGCGCAGGCGUGUCCAGGUCAUCUUCACAAGGGCAGUGCAGCUCCAGCAGGGGUGGGACGUGUCAGAAGGGUGACAUUAAAUAUCCACAGCAUCCUCUCCAGUUCUCAUUGAAGGGCAGUUUGAUUUAAUUGCUAAUUACCAGCCAGCCCUUCUUUACUGAAAUGACCACCAUGCUUGCUACUUUUAUGAAACAGCUUAGUGCAGGACAGCCAUUCCUGCAUGUGCCCCUUCGAGCCAGGGCCCAGGCCGGGGCAAUCGUGGCUGGCGGCCAAUCCCAGCCAGCUCUGCAGGGUAAGCCCUUCCUGAGAACAGCAGUCCUCUGGUAACUGAGGCCACAGGAGCUUGGAGUCAUUAAGAUGCUCUCAGGCCCCUCUGCGCUUCAGCCAUCAGUCGAUAAAUCACACACCACUAAUUCUCCAUCAAAUAACAGCUUAAAACAGAACACUGUCAAGUCGGUUUAUGCUCCAUUCUUAAAUCACAUUGAGGAAACACUGAAAGAAAAUGAAGUAGACGCCUUCUUUCUGUCUGAAUGACCAUCAUAAACCUAAUACUUUUUUUAAGGAAGAGCUCUUGGAAGAUGAGUCAUUCUCAGGAUAACUCUGCCUCAGUAAAUGCUCUCUCCGUCCACGCAUUUAUUAGGCAAUUACUUGUUUUGAGGACAGAUUACCCAGGCAGCUCAUUAACUGGCUAAACAGGGCUUUAUGAAGGAUUUUUGGUGAGGUUCUGCAGGGGAAACGCAAGGGCAGGGUGGGGAGGAAGCCCUCGGCUCUUUGGCCUCUGCACCUGAGAGUCCUAAAAUGAAUAAUGGUUUCAGGUGGCACUGACCCUUCCUGCCCCCUUGGUUGUUGUGCAUCAUUCCUACUUACACGUGAGGAAAGCGAAUUCACCGUCACCCACACGGGUAGCGAGGCUGCAGCAAGUCCCGUCAGCGAGAGUUCGGUGUGCACUUCAGGCCCCUUUCAGGGGAGCGUAGAUUUACUGUCAUUCAGAUCUGACAAGCGUGAUGGAAGCUCUCAGGCCACACUGUGAAUUCUGCGGUGCUGAGGCUGCAGAAGGCUGUGUUUCUUAGCACAUCAGCUGACUUUUAAUUGGGACAGGUCUACAGAAGGCCCUCGUAUAACGAGGUCCCCUUUCGCCCUGGAGGCAUUUUAAAAGAGGAAAUUUGGUGCGGAUUUUACUUAAUUGAUUUUUGCUAAGUUGUUUUAACUAAAGGAGGCAGCCAGUGACAAUUUGAAUCAGAGCCUUCCUCCUUACAGUCUGGGGUCAGCUCUCUCCUCGAACAAUCCAUAGAUGCACGGGUCUGAAAGCUGCCAAGGCGGCACCGUCCCCUUCACGAUGCUCUUGGUAAUGGACACACAGCAUGGCCUUUCAGACAGAGUCAUUGCUUUUCCCCGAAUGGUCACUCUGGAGUAUCUGUGAAAUGAAGCAGCUGAGUUCAGUAGAAAUGAAAACGAGAAUGUAAACUGUGGGUCACAGCCACAAGCUAGACCUUCAGUCGCCCAGCUCACUCAGACCUCCAGGAGGGUGCGUGCAUCACAGCUGCUUCCAGAUUGGUGACGAUCACAGAAAAGAAGGGGGAAUGUGGAGCUCAGCUAAAACACCCUUCACUUGGUAAAAAUAAUGAUCAAAGUUCUUUUUCCUGGGCCAUCUUCACCUUGAAAGACAGAAGUUCGCCCUCACCUGUGAGCCAGGAUGUGGUCAAGAAGCUCCUCCUUAGACACAGAUAUCCCGAGUUUACAAGCCCAUUCAGUCUGCAGUACCAGCCUCUCAUGCAAAGGGGCCCCAUGAAGGGCUGUCCAUUUAGUGUUGUAAGUCCAAUGACCUUUUCCUAAAUACCUCUUCUGUGUCAGGUGGCACGCUGAGUCCCGAGGCUGACAUUCCCACCCUCCCACCAUAACCGGCCAGCCCUCCAAGGUCUCCCCUCAAGCAACAGAACCCAUGGUUUGGACAUGACCAGGCUGGGGGGCAGCCGGUUUCCUAGCACAUUCCCUUCCCCACUUACAGGUGUGUGGGUUCCAGCGG